CAACAAAUGUCAAUAUUUUGAUAUGAUCAACAUUUUCUAAUUUUUUAAUUUAAUAAGUAUACAAUAUUUAGUUUGUUAUUUAUUGUAAAUAAAAUAGUUAUUACUCUUUUCGUGUUAGUUAAAAUCAAAAAGUUACUUAAAUGGCCGAUUUCAUAGAAUCAGAGGCCGAAGAAAGUGAGGAAGAGGAAGAAUUGGAACCUCACGAACGUAAAAAACUAAAACAAUCAAAAGUAACUGUUGAAGACAGCUCAGAAGAGGAAGAAGAUGACGAAGAACGUUUAAGAGAAGAACUUAAAGAUCUUAUUGAUGAUAAUCCUAUUGAUGAAAGUGAAGGUGAAGAUUCAGAUGCUUCUGGUGGAGAGAAGCGCAAGAAAUCUGAUGAUGAAGAAUAUGAUGACAGAUUAGAAGAUGAAGAUUAUGAGCUUUUAGAAGAAAAUUUGGGAGUAAAAGUAGAAAGAAGGAAAUUCAAAAGGUUGAGACGUAUUGAAGAUGAAGAAAGUGAUGGUGAAGGGGAUGAUGAUGAAAGUCCAGACAAAGAUAAAAUUGCUAUGGAAAUCUUUUCUGAUGAUGAUGAUGACCGCCGCUCUGAGCGUAGUCAGAGGCCUCAACCAGAACCUGAAGUGGAAGAUGAAGAAGAGGGAGAAUAUUCUGAUGCUGAUGACUUUAUUGUUGAUGACGAUGGAAGACCUCUGAAAGAUAAAAAGAAGAAACGAAAACCGAUCUUCACUGACGCGGCUUUACAAGAAGCUCAAGAAACUUUUGGUGUGGAUUUUGAUUUUGAUGAAUUCACAAAAUAUGACGAUGAAUACGAAGAAGAGGACGAAGAAGAAGAAGACGACUAUGUAGAAGAUGAAGAUGAUGGAGAAAGAAGACGUCGCCCCAAAAAAGCAGCGCGCAAAAAACCAACACGCAAAUCAAUAUUCGAAGUUUAUGAGCCCAGUGAACUUAAGAGAGGCUUCUUUACUGACUUGGACAAUGAAAUUCGAAAUACAGAUAUUCCAGAGCGUAUGCAAUUGCGGGAAGUCCCUAUCACUGCCGUUCCCGAAGACUCAAAUGAACUAAACGAAGAAGCUGAUUGGAUAUAUAAACAAGCUUUCUGUAAACCCACCGUUUCUAAUCAAGAUGCUCAUUUAAGUCUUGAGGCGAAGGAGAGACAAAAAAAGGGCCCUCAAACAGUCGGUAAAAUACGUAAAGCAUUAGACUUUAUGCGAAAUCAGCAGCUUGAAGUGCCCUUUAUUGCAUUCUAUCGAAAGGAGUAUGUGCAGCCUGAGUUAAAUAUCAACGACCUUUGGAAAGUGUACAAGUAUGACGCAAAAUGGUGUCAACUGAAACAGCGCAAAGAAAAUCUUUUGAAUUUGUUUGAAAAAAUGCGUUCUUAUCAGCUGGACCAACUGAUGAAGGACCCAGACGCUCCGAUUCCGGAGAACGUGAGAAUCAUGAAAGAUUCUGACAUUGAACGUUUGAAAAACGUUCAAACUGCUGAAGAAUUGCAAGAUGUCUAUAACCAUUUCAUUUUAUAUUAUGCCAAUGAUUUGACCCCCAUGCAUGCAGCUUGGAAAGCUAAGGAAAGAGAAAGAAAGAAAGAGGAAAGAAGAGCUGAAAGGCUACGCAGAUUACAAGAAAAUGAUGAAGGGGAUAUUCCUGAUGAUGAAGAACGAGAGGAAGAAGUAGAAGAACAAGAACCAGAAACCUUAAAGUAUGCAAAACGUUCCGGUUCUUACAAUUUGUGCCAAAGGGCAGGUUUAGACGCUUUAGCCAAAAGAUUUGGUCUUCAACCCGAGCAUUUUGCCGAAAACUUAAGAGACAACUACCAAAGACAUGAUGUUGAACAAGAACCGGUCGAACCGAUUGAACUUGCAAGAGAGUAUGUUUGUGCUAAAUUCCCUACACCUGAUGACGUUUUACAAGCUGCAAAAUUCAUGGUGUCCCUUCAAUUAGCUCGCGAGCCCUUAGUGAGAAGAUGCGUUCGAGAAGUCUUUUUCGAAAGGGCUAAAAUUUGCAUAAGACCAACAAAAAAGGGAAUGAAAGUUAUUGACGAAACCCACAAUUGUUAUAGCAUGAAAUACGUAAAAAAUAAACCGGUAAGAGAUUUAACAGCAGAUCAGUUUUUAAAGCUAUCUCUAGCUGAAGAAGAAAAACUAAUAACAAUUACAUUCAGUGAAAACAUUGACGGAAAUACGAGUAGCUCUUAUAUUGACGAAAUUAAACAACUUUAUAUAAGGGAUGAAUUUAGUAAAAACGUUCAAGAUUGGAAUAAAAUUAGAAUGGAAUGCGUAGAAAUGGCUUUAAAGAAAUCUGUUUUACCUGAUUUAAGAACGGAACUUAGGCGUACAUUGUUAAUGGAAGCAAAAGAAGCAGUUUUGAAAGCUUGCUGCAGGAAACUUUACAAUUGGAUAAAGAUCGCUCCAUACAAAGUCGAGUUUCCAGACGAGGAGGAGGAUGAAUGGGACACUAGCAGAGGACUACGUGUAAUGGGGCUCGCCUAUGUACCGGACUAUUCUCAGGCAGCAUUCACGUGUAUAGCAGCCCCUGACGGUGAUAUCACAGAUUACUUAAGAUUACCCCAUAUUUUAAAAAGAAAGAACAGCUGGCGCGAAGAUGAAAAAUUACAAAAAGAAUCGGAUCUAACAGCUUUAAGAAAUUUUAUUUUUACGAAAAAACCGCACGUUAUUGCAAUAGGAGGGGAGUCUAGGGAAGCGUUAAUGAUAGCAGACGAUUUAAAAGCUGUAAUUGCCGAUCUUGUCGAAAUGGAGCAGUUCCCAACAAUUAAAGUUGAAAUUAUUGACAACGAACUUGCUAAGGUGUACGCUAACUCGAACAAGGGAGUAGCUGAUUUUAGGGAGUAUCCUGAAAUAUUGAGGCAAGCUAUCUCAAUAGCCCGUAAAAUGCAAGACCCUCUGAUCGAGUACUCUCAAUUAUGUACAGCUGAUGAAGAAAUAUUAUCACUUAGAUAUCAUCCAUUACAAGAACAAAUUCCUAAAGAAGAUCUCCUAGAAAAUCUUUUCCUUGAAUUCGUGAAUCGUACUAAUGAGGUGGGCGUAGAUAUAAACCGCGCAGUCCAACAUCCCCAUACUUCAUAUCUUGUUCAGUUCAUAUGUGGUUUGGGACCUCGCAAAGGACAAGCCUUACUUAGAGUCCUUAAACAGACAAACCAAAGGCUCGAGAACAGAACUCAGUUGGUUACUGCGUGUCAUAUGGGUCCAAAAGUUUUCAUUAAUUGUUCUGGAUUCGUUAAAAUCGACACCAAUAGCUUAGGUGACAGUACGGAGGCUUAUGUGGAAAUAUUGGACGGUUCUCGAGUACAUCCAGAAACAUAUGAGUGGGCAAGAAAAAUGGCAGUAGAUGCCCUCGAGUAUGACGACGAUGAAGGUGCUAAUCCUGCAGGAGCUUUAGAAGAGAUUUUGGAAGCUCCAGAAAGGCUAAAAGAUCUUGAUUUGGAUGCGUUUGCUGAAGAAUUAGAACGACAGGGCUUCGGCAACAAAAGUAUCACCUUGUACGACAUUAGAGCUGAAUUAAAUAGCAGAUAUAAGGACUUGAGAACUCCAUUCCAGUCUGCAAAUCCGGAGGAACUUUUUGAUAUGCUUACCAAAGAAAGUCCCGAAACAUUUUACAUUGGAAAGCUUAUAACUUCCACAGUAAUUGGUAUCACCCAUAAAAAACCUCAAGGAGAGCAACUGGAUCAAGCUAAUCCUGUUCGUAAUGAUGAAACAGGUCUUUGGCAGUGUCCUUUCUGUCUCAAAAAUGAUUUUCCUGAAUUAUCUGACGUAUGGAACCAUUUUGAUGCGGGAGCAUGUCCUGGUCAAGCAACAGGCGUCAGAUUAAGGCUUGAUAAUGGAAUUUCAGGUUAUAUUCAUAUUAAGAAUCUUAGUGAUAAGCAUGUAACAAAUCCUGAAGAAAGAGUGUCUAUAGGGCAAUUAAUCCACUGUAGAAUAAUUAAAAUAGACGUAGAAAGAUUUUCAGUUGAUUGUACGUCCAAAUCGAGUGAUUUAGCUGACAAAAAUCACGAAUGGAGACCCACAAAGGACCCAUACUACGACCAAGAAUCAGAAGAUAAGGACACAAAAACAGAGCAGGAAAUCAAGAAGAACAAACAAAGACAGACAUACAUUAAGAGGGUCAUAGUGCAUCCAGCUUUUCACAAUAUUUCAUAUGCAGAAGCCGAGAAAUGCAUGGCAAAUAUGGACCAAGGGGAAGUUAUCAUUCGACCGUCGAGUAAGGGUGCUGAUCAUUUAACCAUAACUUGGAAAGUUGCCGAUGGAAUUUAUCAGCAUAUUGAUGUGAAGGAAGAAGGCAAAGCGAACGCGUUUUCUCUCGGAUCGUCCUUAUGGAUUAACGGUGAGGAAUUCGAAGAUUUAGAUGAAAUUAUCGCGAGACAUGUUACCCCUAUGGCUGCACAUGCUAGAGACCUUUUACAGUUCAAAUAUUACAAAGAUACUGAAGGAGGACUAAAGGACAAAGCUGAGGAAUAUAUUAAGGAGGAGAAGAAGAAAAAUGCGUCGAAAAUACAUUACGUCGUCAGUGCUUCCAAGAAUUAUCCGGGAAAAUUCCUGCUGUCUUAUCUACCCCGAAAUAAGUGUAGACACGAAUUUAUAACGGUUACGCCCGAUGGUUUUCGAUUCAGGAGUCAAAUAUUCGAUUCUAUCGGAAGUUUGUUUAAAUGGUUUAAAGAACACUUCAGGGAUCCAAUUCCUGGAGGAACUCCCAGUACUCCGAGGGUGUCCAGUAAUUAUGGGGGGGCUACGCCGAGAAUAAACAGUAUGAAUCCUGAAGCUAUUCAGAGGGUGGCGCAGAACCUGCCAAGUCAUAUGAUGCAAACAUUAUCUGCAGUAGCAAAUCAGACCCCUCAUUACCCUCAUACACCUGGUGGUGGAACAUAUGGGGCUGGUGCUUACAUUAAUACGCCUUACACACCCAGUGGUCAAACACCUUUCAUGACCCCCUACCAAACACCCCAUACGCAGCAAACCCCCCGUUACGGUCAGCAAACACCAUCGCCCCUCACAAGUGGCGGUUCGCACAUGAACGGCCCGUUCCUGCACCCAGGAGCGGUAACUCCAUCCCACAGAACGCCCUCAUACAGAAAUCUCGGCGCUCCUUCCCCUCUUGUACAAACCAGUCCCCACCCCAGCCCUCACGGCAGAUUACCAUAUGGUGCUCCACCGCUUGAUCAUCAUGGACGAGGAUAUGAAGCAUCGAGAUCAUACGAUUCUCCAAAAGGCUAUCCUGACCACAAUCGUGGUUACAACCCCCAUAGUGAAUCUAUGGACUGGCAGAAAGCUGCCGAAGCAUGGGCAGCAAGGUCAAAGAGCAGAGAUGGAGCAACUCCUCGAAGUGAAGGUAGAAACACCCCCAGAACUGGUUCUCAAAGGACACCACGUUUUGAUGACAUAAGGAAUGAUUUGGACAGAUCAAGGAUGAAAAAUGUAGGAAAAAGUCCUAGAUCAAUAAGGUCAACCCCAAGAACCAACACUUCACCUCAUUCCAUGUCUUUAGGCGAUGCCACCCCUCUUUAUGACGAAAAUGUAAAUUGAUAAUUCAAGAGGGUUGAUUAUGAACGCGUUUACUUCGGUAUUUAUUUGACUUUUAAGUGAAAACAAUGAUAUUUAUAAGCACUUUUCUAAAAUUUCGUUUCAGUUUUGUAAAGCAUUGUAUCAGAAAUUAUCUCCAUUUUAAUAGAAAACACUCAAACAGA
Molecule: messenger RNA, 5692 nt
Organism: Agrilus planipennis (emerald ash borer)
Lineage: Eukaryota; Metazoa; Arthropoda; Insecta; Coleoptera; Buprestidae
Gene: Spt6
Product: transcription elongation factor SPT6
Exons: 26
Coding region: 141-5531 (1796 amino acids)
Biological process (GO): transcription elongation-coupled chromatin remodeling; transcription elongation by RNA polymerase II; positive regulation of transcription elongation by RNA polymerase II
Cellular component (GO): transcription elongation factor complex
Molecular function (GO): nucleosome binding; histone binding; DNA binding
Source: RefSeq, a predicted model, not a curated record